AUGAUUUUCAUGUGGAAUGCGGAAAUAUGGAGAGUUUUCCAGAUAAAAUAGCCGAAAUAUGUUUGAAAUGCUUCGAAAAUCUACCAAAAACCGGCAAACCUGGAUCACAAGAAUGGACCGUUUUAUCAGGAAUUGUUCGGGAACUCGAAGGAAACCUGGCUGUUGUAGCUUUAGGUACAGGAUCGAAAUGCAUAGGGAGAUCGAAAAUGUCUAAAAACGGGGACAUACUGAACGAUUCCCACGCUGAAAUUAUAUGCAAAAGGUCGUUUAUUCGUUACAUUUACUCUCAACUUGAACACGGAGGAGAUAGUUUUGUGUGGGACGAAAAUAGGAAGAAAUUCAGUUUAAAAAACGGGGUAAAAUUCCAUUUUUUCACUACGCAAACUCCCUGCGGAGAUGCUUCGAUAUUCCCCGAGCAAAUCGAUCACGAGAUAGGAGAAGUGAUUGAAGAAAUACCCAGUAAAAGGCCGAAACUUGAAAUACAGGAGAAUUACGAAGAAAAUUCGGGAAAACCUCGGAAAAUCCACAAAACCGGUGGGAAAAGUUUACUAGAACAUUCCCCUGAUAUAAAUUGCGAAUUAAUGGGACUCGUCCGAACUAAACCAGGUAGAGGAGAUCCCACUUUGUCCGUAUCGUGCAGCGAUAAACUGUCCAAAUGGGUCCAUUUAGGCCUGCAAGGGGCACUUUUAUCAUCGAUUUUGACAGACCCCGUAUAUUUACAAAGCUUCACCAUCUUAUCGAGCGCCCCGUUUAACGAGACCGCUUUAAAUAGGGCUUUAUACGACAGAUUGGGGCCCAUCGAGUUGCCCGCUCCCUUUCGAAGAACUCGUGUAGAGAUCCACCGAAGCUCGAAGACUUUCGAAUUCGCGAAAAACGAUCAGAGGAGGCCUUGCGAUGCCGCCAUUUCGUACAGUCUGGUUCCCGUCGACGAGAAAAGAAUCGAAGUGGCUGUGGACGGUAAAAGACAAGGCCUCACCAAAAAACAGUACGGGAAUCCCGGAAUCGGGCGAUUGAAGAUAUGCAAGCGGGAGUUGUACGAGAAAUUUUUGCACGUUUGCAGAUUGAAGGGAAUCCCGUUGAGGAAAAACGAUGAAUUUUUGCUGUAUAAAGAAGCCAAAAUGCUCGAUGAAAUAUAUGUGAAGGCCAAACGAGUAGUGAGAGGUAAAUUCGAUAGUUGGACGGUCAAAAAUGAAGGUUUAUUAGAGUUUUUUAUCGAUUAGAUUGAGACAAAUUGGCAAAAAAUCCCUACACUUCCGAAAUUCCACUAAACUCGGCUACACCGUAUCUCCAAAAUCCCUAAAUCCACGAAAGUUCGACUAAAUGUGGCAACGCCGCGUGUGCCAGAAAUUGGCUAUAUAAAUACUUAAAAAUCGGGUAAAAAAACGCGAUUUAAUUCAAAAAUAAACGUGUAU
This is a messenger RNA of Phyllotreta striolata, 1412 nucleotides long. The record is from the annotation of a GenBank genome assembly. NCBI's taxonomy places the organism in Eukaryota, Metazoa, Arthropoda, Insecta, Coleoptera, Chrysomelidae.